Messenger RNA from Ambispora leptoticha, 321 nucleotides. NCBI's taxonomy places the organism in Eukaryota, Fungi, Glomeromycota, Glomeromycetes, Archaeosporales, Ambisporaceae. The record is from the annotation of a GenBank genome assembly.
AUGACAACCGGAUUAGUUUAUUACAAGUUCAAGUCACAAAUAGAUCACUCGGUGUGCGAAUUUGAGGGCACCGGUAUCUCUGUGUUUGACUUGAAGAAAGAAAUUAUUAUUGCACAAAAAAUGACAAAGUGUACAGACUUUGACUUGGUGUUAAUUAACCCACAGACUGAUGAAGAACCACAACCACAACUAUCAUUCAUUCGUUCGUUUCAUCAUUCACCGAUAUCUCAAUUACUUUUCGACACUAUGGAUCCAAUGCUUCGACAAUUUGUUCAGUUAUUGAGUGAUCAUCAUCGUCGUCGUCGUUAUCGUGAUAGUAGU